AUGGCAAAGAUCAAGAAGAACGCCUUAAUAUGCUGCUGUGUGCUGCUGGCCGUAGUCGUCGUCCUCGCCGUCACCCUCGUCGCGCUCUACUUCACCGUGCUCCGGGGCGGCCCGCCGCGGGUGGCUGCGACGGCGGUGGACACGCGACUCAACACCUUCGAAGUCCUCCCGCCGGAGCUCAACCUCUCGCUGGCCGUCGAGGUCACGCUGCACAACCCGAACCACGCGCGGUUCCGGUACGGCGAGGUGGUCACGACGGUGACGUACCACAACACGACGGUCGGGCAGUCGACGGCGCCGGCGGGGGAGAUCCAGGCGCGGUCGAUGGCGACGGUCGGGGCGGCCGGGCAGGUGGACGCGAAGAAAGUCAUCCUGCACAAUCUCUACGCGCUGGACGUGCUCACCGGGGCGCUGCCGUUCCAGGCGGCGACGUCGGUGGCCGGGAAUGCAGCCGUGCUCCGGCCGUUCAGGGUGAGCGCGGCGUCCCAGGUGGCGUGCAACGUCGUCGUGUACCCGUUCAAGAGGGAGAGCAGCUCGCAUUGCACGUCCACGGUUCGUGCAACCUGA
Molecule: messenger RNA, 567 nt
Organism: Phragmites australis (common reed)
Lineage: Eukaryota; Viridiplantae; Streptophyta; Magnoliopsida; Poales; Poaceae
Exons: 1
Coding region: 1-567 (188 amino acids)
Source: RefSeq, a predicted model, not a curated record